Microplitis mediator is the source of this 831-nucleotide messenger RNA. It is a transcript of the gene IscU, whose product is annotated as iron-sulfur cluster assembly scaffold protein IscU. The transcript is spliced from 4 exons. NCBI's taxonomy places the organism in Eukaryota, Metazoa, Arthropoda, Insecta, Hymenoptera, Braconidae. The record is from RefSeq and is a predicted model, not a curated record. Gene Ontology annotation, biological process: iron-sulfur cluster assembly; intracellular iron ion homeostasis. Gene Ontology annotation, molecular function: 2 iron, 2 sulfur cluster binding; ferrous iron binding. Gene Ontology annotation, cellular component: mitochondrial matrix; cytoplasm. Bases 134 to 628 code for a protein of 164 amino acids.
ACGACGUACGACCUACAGCUCUAUCUACUCAUUUCACGAUCCCAAAUCUCAAGUUAUCAGUGAGUGAAUUGUAACCCGAACAAGUGAUAAAUAUUUUUAUUUCGACAAGUUAAAAUAUUAUAAUAAAUAAAUAAUGGCUUUGUGGCGAGUGUUGCCACCAAAGCUCAUUGAAUCAUCAAAAUUAUUAUCUCAUAGUGUUCCUUGUGUUUUUUAUCAUCCAAAUGUAAUUGAUCACUAUGAGAAUCCAAGAAAUGUUGGAUCUUUGGACAAAAAUGAUCAGCAUGUCGGUACUGGUCUCGUUGGUGCACCAGCAUGUGGAGAUGUUAUGAAAUUACAAAUAAAAGUUGAUGGCAAUGGUAAAAUAAUUGACGCUAAAUUUAAAACAUUUGGCUGUGGAUCUGCUAUUGCAUCAAGUUCACUUGCUACUGAAUGGGUUAAAGGAAAAACUGUUGAUCAAGCUCUGGAGUUGAAAAAUACAGAUAUUGCUAAGGAACUUUGUCUUCCGCCGGUCAAGCUGCACUGUUCGAUGCUUGCUGAAGACGCAAUAAAAGCAGCGUUAUCUGACUACAGAAUUAAACAACAAGAUAAAGAAAAAAACAACACUGAAGCUAAGUCACAAACUAUUUAAGUAAUAAUAUGUUGUGACAAUUAGUAAUUUCAUAAUGUAUCAAAAAUAAUGAGUGAGUAAUUGUAUUAAUAAAUAUAAUUUAGCUACUGAGUCUUUUCUGACUUUAUUUUUAGUUAAGAGACAAUUAUCAAAAGAAUUAUUAUGUCAGAAUAUUUAAGUAUGAUGGAGUUUUUUUUAUAUCAAUAAAUAUGUUUGUAGAUAUU